AUGGCCCUGGAGACGGUGCCAAAGGAUCUUCGGGAUCUGCGCACUUGUCUGCUGUGUUUGCUGGUCAAGACUAUUGACCAGUUUGAAUAUGACGGCUGUGACAAUUGUGAUGCAUACCUGCAGAUGAAGGGUAACAGAGAGAUGAAGUAUGACUGCACCAGCUCUUCCUUUGAAGGAAUCGUUGCAACGAUGAGUCUAGAGGACAGCUGGAUCUCCAAGUGGCAGCGAGUCAGUAACUUUAAGCCAGGUGUGCAUGCAGUAUCGGUCACUGGUCGCCUGUCCCAAGGAAUAGAGUGGGAGCUGAAGAGUCGAGGAGUUGCCUACAAAUCCAGAGACACGGCUAUAAAGACCUAGCUGGAGUCGUGGUCACCAUCCUUCUUGCCCCACCUUUCUUGCCUCUUAUUUUCUGUUGUGGAACUAAAUGGGCAGAACUGCAGAUUCUCCACA
Messenger RNA from Sorex araneus (European shrew), 447 nucleotides. RefSeq names its product transcription elongation factor SPT4-A-like. The coding region runs from base 1 to 354 and encodes 117 amino acids. Gene Ontology annotation, molecular function: RNA polymerase II complex binding; zinc ion binding. The transcript has a single exon. Lineage: Eukaryota; Metazoa; Chordata; Mammalia; Eulipotyphla; Soricidae. The record is from RefSeq and is a predicted model, not a curated record. Gene Ontology annotation, biological process: positive regulation of DNA-templated transcription, elongation; regulation of transcription elongation by RNA polymerase II; mRNA processing. Gene Ontology annotation, cellular component: nucleus; DSIF complex.